CCGAGAUGCUGCUCUGCCCGCGCUGCCGCCGCCCGCUUCGGGAGCCGGUGACCACCGCCUGCGGCCAAACACUGUGCCGCCGCUGCGUCCCGGGCUGGGGCUGCCCCUUGUGCGGGGUGUCGCUACCGACCACCGCCGCUGCCGGCCGCGUCAAUGUGCUGAUCAGCGGGCUGCUGGAGCGGUGGAGGGCGGCCGGGCCCGGUAGCCAGGACACCCCGCAAACAGCGGGUACCCCGCAAACACCGGACACCGGACACCCCGCAAACACUGGGCACCCCGCGGACAACGGAAACUGCGGACACUACACACAGUCUUCGGUCAGUCUGAACCCUGAGAUGUCAGACGUGGAACCCCGGUAUCCCGAGGCCCGGGGAACCCAGCUCCGACAAUCCACAGCAGCGUGGGAACAGGUGCCGGGCGGUCGGGCCGGCAUCGAGACGGGGCUCCGGGAGGCCGGACGCUUGGAACUGGCGUGCGGGAGCACCGCGUCGGAGCCGGAGGUUUGGUGGGUGGAGCCGGAGGGAUGUCUGCAGACGGAACCGACACAGGACCCCCGCGGUGGGCAUCGUCCGGCGGGUCAUCAGGCCGUGAAGGCACCGGGCGGGCCCGCGGGAGGCCGCAGCGAGCCAGGUGAAGACGGGGCCGGCGCGGAGUCUUUCACCCCCGACCCUGCGCCGCCACAGCUCAGCGCCACCGACUUCGACUGUUCACUGUGUUUCCGGCUACUGUUUGAGCCGAUCACCACCCCGUGUGGACACAGCUUCUGCCGCCAGUGCAUGGAGCGCUGCCUGGACUACCGGCCCAGCUGCCCACUCUGCAAGCAGGACCUGCGGGAGUUCCUGGAGCAGCGGCCGUUCCAUGUCACCCCACCUCCUGCAAUCCAUCAUCGCCGGCUCUUUCUCCAUCGAGUCCGCGGCCCGGCGCCGUCUCAACCUGCUGGAAAUGAGCGAACUCUCCGGCUUGACCACCAGUGUCCCCAUCUUCGUGUGCACGUUGGCCUUCCCGGGGAUCGCGUGUCCGCUGCACGUCUUCGAGCCGCACUACAGACUCAUGAUGCGCCGCUGUCAGCAGACCGGCACCCGCUCCUUCGGGAUGUGCCAGGUUCAGGCCGACACGGGGUUUUCGGACUAUGGCUGCAUGUUGACCAUCCGUGGGAGUGAAGACCUGCCGGAUGGACGGUCUCUGAUCGACACCGUGGGUGGCCGCCGCUUUAAGGUGCUGCGACGCAGUCAGAGAGACGGCUACAACACGGCCGACAUCGAGUACCUGCAGGAC
Molecule: messenger RNA, 1275 nt
Organism: Leucoraja erinaceus (little skate)
Lineage: Eukaryota; Metazoa; Chordata; Chondrichthyes; Rajiformes; Rajidae
Exons: 8
Coding region: 6-1160 (384 amino acids)
Source: RefSeq, a predicted model, not a curated record